Acaromyces ingoldii is the source of this 540-nucleotide messenger RNA. Its product is annotated as DUF1960-domain-containing protein. The record is from RefSeq and is a predicted model, not a curated record. The transcript is spliced from 4 exons. Lineage: Eukaryota; Fungi; Basidiomycota; Exobasidiomycetes; Exobasidiales; Cryptobasidiaceae. The coding region runs from base 60 to 428 and encodes 122 amino acids.
CCGCAUUAAUCCAUAACUACAGAGACAGCAAGCAGCACCCCAUCAAGCAUACUUCUAACAUGACCAGGUCAUUCCACAAGGUUGUCUACAAGGUGGACCCCAACUCGACGGAUCUGUUCCAAGUCAUUGUGAACCAUGACGAGUACAAGAAGUGGAAGGCGGGCGACACGACGAUCCCCUUGGCCGACGUCGUUGACAGCUUCCAGGUCUUCCACACUGGCCAGGGUGCUCAGGGCAUCAUGGGGAACCCUUCCAAGCAGCAGCUCGACACCGCUUUUGGAACGCACACCGACACGGAUGUCGUAGAGAUCAUCCUCAAGGAGGGCGACUUGCAGGCUGCCACCGCAAAGGACGGCUACUCGACGACAAACGACAGCAAGAACAACAGCAAUGUCACCUCGGCUGGCUCCAGGGCGGGUGGUCGCUGAGGAGAAAGGAAUCGUCGCAGCUGCUACUUUCAGAUGACGAAUUUGGAAAUGGGAUUGUCAAUGGGGAUGGAGCCACGCACUGACGGGAGCCCCCACCAAGCAUGUAUCACAC